AUGGACGCCGCCGAAUAUGAUACCAAUGUCUUCGUCGUGAACAACAUCGCCUCGAUUUCCUUUCGCGUGUAUGAACCGUCGUCUGAUCCGCCCCAGAGCUUUGGUCUGGCCGCCAUCGAAAUCGAGAACACACUGAGAGAGCAAGGCCACAUCGUUUAUUACGAUGCGGCCAGGCGCGGUAUCUGGCAUUUCCGAAUUGUUGGCAAAGAGGGAAGUGACGAAGUCAGUAGUCAGGAGCUAGACGCUUCACUUAGCUUACGUGGCUACUCACUUACAAUUGGUGAGGAAGGUUCAUUUGAACCAAGCAGCCUUCCGAAACCUCGACCACAGCAGCCACAAACGGGACAUACGCCAACCAGCUCAACCUCAAGCGCCUCAGCUUUGGACCAGACGCAGCGCCAUGCUCCGACUUCUACAUCAUACUUGGGUCCACCUGGAUCGCAAGAGCAGGACUCCAAAGGGUAUACCUCGUCGGUAGUUGACUCAAAAUCGGCACUAGGGGGCUCAUUGUCUCCAAAAGCUUAUGAGAGCUUCAUCACCGCGACCCUCCUAGCAGUGCUAUCUGCUUUCUGCAGUCGCACAGGUUCUAUUCCUCUGAAUUACCGGACUAUAUUACUUGCUCAGGAUGCAUUAGGAAAUGAUGGCUCUCACGACCUGGCUGCAGAGAAGGUCCCUACAAUUGGGACUUUCAGAGCCUACUUGACAACCACCGGAGUUCUCGUGAUCUGCAUGGGUGUCUCAAUUUGCCAUGGCCUGUUAUCCUAUGGCGACAUGUUGAAUCAAGCUCCGAGUAUACCAGGACAGCAAAUUCUUGCCGCUCCAUUCGGCGUAAUUGCGAGUAAUCAACUUCCAACUCCAUUCGAGGGUGGUACGGCGAGCAUGGCCCAAACACCAAACACACAAGCACUGAGUCUUCGAGGAGCUCCAGACAUUCAUGAUUCAGUCUGGAAACAGGCAUGCUUGAAGUUCCUGCAGCUUCGUGGUAUUGCCCAAUCAAAAUUGACGGACUGCUUCUGGAUGAACUUGCUCAUAUCCAGACCGAAGCUCCAGGACGCAAAAAACGACAGCAAGAGAUUACAGAUGUCUAGUUCAACGGUCACAAUCCCCUGGCCAGGACCGUUGUGCUUUCGAAAGAGGCCGGUGGAAGUGUCGUCUACAAGCCGAGUCGGAGCGACGAUACUCCGAGGCCAUGAAGAAAGCCAUGACCCCCUAGGUAAUGCACAGUCUUGGUUUAGCUCAACCUCUGAGCGAGAGGAGAAAAUAUCCAAGAGAAAAGCCGAGCGUGUAGCCACAUCAAGUGAAGGUCUUAACCAUGACUCGAGACCUUCAAGGCCAAACGGGCAAUCUCCUCUCACGUUGAGAAGACCGAGCACGGCAGCAGCCGGCUCAAUGUACCCGACACCACCUGAUGCUUUGCAAAAUGUGAAUGGAGUAACACCCUCCCUGGAUGGUACCUUGUCCAGCCCAGGAAAUCCGCUGUCCGCCGUGGCCGUCCCACCAGAAGCGGACACCAAUGGUUCGACAUCGAUGGCAAUGGCGGAGUCUUUCGAACCUGGACAGGAUUUUUCAGAGCCCAAAAGGCAAAGGAGUGACAGUAAUCUUCUGGGCGAAGCCGAGCACAUAUUUGGGGAUAUGGGCGAGGAUAUGUUUGGCGACAAUGACAUUACUGAAGCCGACUUCAAUUUUUUUGACGAGGAACCGGAGGAUAUUGAUCUCGAUGCUGCCAUGGAGGAGAUGAGCGAUGCAGCAAUGGGUGCGAAUACCUCUACAGAGGUGCCUACAGUUGAGGAGGAAACACCCAAAGCCGCUGAAGUUUUGAAACCACAAACAGAGAUCGAGAAGGACCCUGCUGUAUUUGCGAAACCCGAGCUGCGCCACGCGGUCAGCACGCAAAACGAUCAUUCAAUAUCCCGAGGAAGAGACCAUCGGCCGGUGUCUAUGAAGCGAGAGUCCAGUCCAUUCGACCCGCAGACUGUCUUCAAACGAGUUCGCGCGUCAUUGGCAGCGGCCGAACAUGUCAGCGCAAUCACGAAGGACACCAGCCGAAUGACCAAAAUAUUUGAAAAGAUGGAUUUUGACCCGACACUUCCUAUGAUUAACAAGAAAUAUGAGCAAGGUGGUCAAUUUGAUUAUGGCAGAGACAUACCUACUGAGAGACCGAGACUUGAGACUGGCAUGUUGCCGGAAACCGACUACUUGAAGCGCCAUGGUAAACUAAACAGAGGAUUGAAGGACCACAGGCUAUAUAGCGGUUCACUCGUAGGGCCGCUAUCAGGUUUGGAGCCGCCGGCUUCUGGCCCGAGCCCCACGAAACUGGAACCGCAGAUGUCGGAAGGGGAACAGAGCAGCGCAGAGUCUGAUCCAGACGACUCAAGCUAUACAACAGAUGAACCAACAUCUCCUUUGAAGUCAAGUGUCAAGCAGGCGCCUGUGGAGGACGAUGCGAUCUCGCAAGUGACGUCGUUGAAGGAACUAGAUGUGGUUGAAGAACCGGAUCAUCAGUUGGCCACGGAGCUCCCGCGACUAUCCAAACCCGACACGCCAGAGCUGCCACUUUCUAUGUUGUUCUUAGACCCUGAACCUCUAUCUCUCGAGCUCACUCUGAGUGAUGAAGACUUGAUCCAAGUCGCUCAAAUAUUGACAGAACAAGCUGCGACCGGCAAUUUGGAUUUAUGUAAUACUGGCCGCCACAGCAAAUCCUGCUCUCUCGCCAGCCAAGCCAGACCAUCAUUGCUAAACGAUGCAAGAGCAGCACUUCAGCAACUCCGAGAGGCUGUUCCGAACUUUUUGCGCGGCGUCGAGCCUGUCCGUCUCAAAGGCUUUUUGGACAUCCAGGAUGUACUCCUGCAAGGCCAACCCAGAAUGCAACCACGACCCAUACCAGGGAGAGAUGCAAAUGCAGAGAAGAUGCGUCCCAGCAACCUGUAUCAAAUCCCUGGACCUCAUUUGGAGGUUCGUAGAUCGGAUGCGAAGCUUUCCGUUUUGCCUUCAGCUGUUACAUUCUGGGAAAGCUUAGGAUUGGCGCCGUCCUCGGGUAACAAGGAUAUAACCGCAGUAUGUGUUUUCCCUGGAUGGAAGGGGAUGGUCGACAAUGCGAAAACGUUCUUGGGUCGAAUAAAGAGUGUGUACGAAGUUUUGAGACUCGGAUCCGUGGAAAACAUGGCCAUUGCAUCGGACAUGGAUGACGGUGUUGUCCCCUACGAAGUUGAUCGAAUUUCGACCUCUCCCGAUGCAACUUUGACAGGACAUGGGUCAGCCCUGGUCGGCAGCAUGGAAACUCUGCGAGGUGCACUCUCGAAUCUGACAGUCUCGGACACAAAUAUUGUCGUUUAUUUUGUCUAUUCCCCGAAUAAUCCUGGCACCAUUGUUGAAGCAUGUGCUGCAUUUCAGCGGUUUUUUGAUUCGUAUCAAAAGGAUCUGACUUUGAGAAAAGAACCUGCGACGAAUGAACUCGUUUUACAACUUGUUUCUUCCGAUUUGUUAUCUUCACCUACAUCUGUUGUGGUCACGUCCUCUCCCGACCUCGUGAAGCUCUGUAUGGAGACUUAUGACCGUUGCACCCUCUUUGGUGGCCCAAUGCCAGCGCCGGCCAUACGAUUGGAGCAGCCUCUGCCUCGAAUCAUCGACUUCAGGCUGAAUACACAACCAUCCGUGUCACUGAUCAGAGAGAACUCUUGCAUUCACGUUGCUUAUGCGCAGACCGUGGAUGAGCGUUGGGUGACGGCUGCCUGGACAGACGAUCGAGGGAAUCAGCAAGCAACGGCUUCCUACUGUCUGGGACGAAAGGGCAGACCAUUGUCUAGGUCGAUGAAUGAAGUGGCACACGAGAUCUGGGAAUCUACACUGGAUCUAAUAUCGGCCUGGAAGGUGCAUUGGCGAAUUAUCAUCACGAAAUGCGGGCCGAUGGAUCAACAAGAAAUCGAAUUUUGGAUCGAGUUGGCUCGGACAGAAAUCAAGCUACAAGUGACGAUGAUCCUGAUGACGGUUGAUACCAACCCGUCGUUACAGCUGAUCCCACCUGUUGUCAAAUUACCACAGGCGUCCGUGCCCUUUUACACCACACCGGUUUCGACGCCGCAAGCGAACAUUGUGUCGCCAGAGCAGAGCGCGACUCCGGCGACGCCAGCAAAUGCUACGGCUGCGACUCCUGGAGGAGCUGAAGCCGGCGUUGACUCUGAGACUGAUGCAGUCCUUGCGGAUGUCACGGAUCAAACAUGGGGAGCCAUUGUUGCCCACCGAUUGAGCAAUUCCGUGAGUGUAACGGACUUGUUUCCAGCAUUGAUCAGUGGCUACCUGAUCAAACGGACGGGCGCCCGAGUUGAAGAUGUUCCGAUGGCAAUGGAAGUCAAUCUCAUACAUACAGAAUCCUUCCCGAGGUCUUACGAGCCUCUGUUGAGGGAAAUGCUUAGCUACUUUAGAGGACUCGCUACUCUAUCAAGGGCUAGGGGAAUGGUACCACGGGAAACGGAUGUUCGUCCUUGGCAUAUUGCCGCAGCCGAAAAGGCAGCCCGGGCGAUGUAUUUGCUCAUGUGA
This is a messenger RNA of Pochonia chlamydosporia 170, 4533 nucleotides long. Its product is annotated as mediator of RNA polymerase II transcription subunit 13. The transcript has 2 exons. Gene Ontology annotation, biological process: regulation of transcription by RNA polymerase II. NCBI's taxonomy places the organism in Eukaryota, Fungi, Ascomycota, Sordariomycetes, Hypocreales, Clavicipitaceae. Gene Ontology annotation, cellular component: mediator complex. Gene Ontology annotation, molecular function: transcription coregulator activity. The coding region runs from base 1 to 4533 and encodes 1510 amino acids. The record is from RefSeq and is a predicted model, not a curated record.